This is a messenger RNA of Mercenaria mercenaria, 2100 nucleotides long. RefSeq lists its product as uncharacterized. Bases 249 to 1541 code for a protein of 430 amino acids. NCBI's taxonomy places the organism in Eukaryota, Metazoa, Mollusca, Bivalvia, Venerida, Veneridae. Gene Ontology annotation, molecular function: protein binding. The transcript has 6 exons. The record is from RefSeq and is a predicted model, not a curated record.
CCAGGAAUACAGGAGUAUUAUUUGUGUCAUUGACUGGUCUCUAGUACUAUGCGUAGGAUACUAGUACGUAAAUAACUACGUUUUCUAUGCAUGCAUUAGUUACCAUGGAUUUUAUCCACACCCAAUGUACCUUUAUGUUUAUUUCACAAUUUGAAUGCAUAUUGAUCCAGACCGCUGUACCUUGUUACUUGAUAUAGCUAACCUACCUGUGUAAACAGUAUCAGAUUUUCUGAUUAAGGGAGUUUAAAAUGGAGACUACUGUAACAGCUGUGAAUUUUACCAGAGCAAUAAAGCAAAAGGGAAUAUUAUCUAUAAUUGGAAUAUUGCUGUUCGCUUUAAAUGGAGCAUGUGAUGGAUAUGACAUGGAAAACUACUGCGGCGAAAAGUUUAGUUUCAUCUUGAAUGACGAAUACCAGAUAAAGCUCGAACUUGAUGACAUGUACAUUUAUGAUAACGCUGACGACUACACAUACCAGAGAAGAGGAUACUGUGAGACCAAGUUCGAAGCCUGGUAUUCAAACUAUUCCAAUCUCAUGUUCUAUUUUGAAGAUCUAGACCUCGAUUGCGAUAAAGGCCAUCUCGAGUUUUACACUGAUGAUAGUGGUUAUAUACGUGUGCCGGGCUUGGAGAGAGACAUAUGUGGGUACGACAAACCACAGGGUGUAUUUAUUGUGGACAAACGGUAUUUCCGAAUAAAAUACGUCCCUAAAAGUAGCCAGUACAUUAGUGAUAUAUUUUCUAUUAUAAUUACAAUAUAUGGGGAUGUUAAACUCCCUCAUAUGUCAACCGCCUUAGCCGACCCGAUGCACCCAUUUCUGCAAACUCCAUCCCAGCCAACCUCAAUCCCACUACCAAAAUUCGUUAUUAAGAAAUCAAAACUGGAAAAGCUCAGUCUAGAAGAUGAUAUUACUUGUGAAAAAAAGCUAAAAAGCUUAAACAUCACCGAGACCAUCUCAUUUUCAGGUUAUUGUCCAGUCUAUGCACACGAAUGCGCCAACUCUCGAUGUAUAGAUGAAGACCUUACUUGUAAUGGCUAUGACUCGUGCGGGGAUGGUUCUGGUUGUGACCUAAGCACGGGUACAAUCGUCGGUAUAGUGAUAGGAAGUCUUACUGGGUUUGCUUUAAUUGUUAGUGUAGUCGUCUGCUGUAUCUGUUGCACGAGGCGUAGUGGAAAAACUCCCGGAGUGGUGCAGAACACAACUAAUCCAGCGGUUAUAUAUUCAGCUCCGAACCAACAGACAUAUAGCCAACCAAUGUACGGGGUAAACCAGGAAUCACCGUACCCUCUUGCCACUGCACCAAGCCUUCAGCCUACGGCUCCAAACCUGCCGGAUUACAGCCAUCCGAUGAAUGAUGUUAGUCAGGGGACACACUAUCCUACAAACCAGGCAUACUAUCCAUCCGUAUCACAAACUUCGGAGACUAAUCAACAACCACCUGGCGAGAAGCAAUAUAGUGUUCCCCCACCGCAAUAUAGUGAAAUCUUUGCUAACUCUGAACAAGGCAUCAAUCAACCCAUGUACAAACAGCUUGUACGCUAGUAUAAUGUAUUGUUAUUGAAUAAAAAAUAAACAUAUGUACGAAAGAUUUUAUUAAACUCAUUUGCAAGGUAUUGCUUUGACACUGAAGCAAACAGUUCUAUAAAAUAUUUUUUAUUAAAAUUAUCCAUGCGAGAAAGGUUGAUAAGUUAACAUCAUAUUUCUACCUGUGAUGCUUUAUUCAUACUAAUAUUACUGAAGGUAUACAUGCAAGAAAGGUUGAUACCGUAACAGUUAACAUUAUAUUGCUACCUGUGAUGCUUUAUUCAUACUAAUAUUACUAAAGGUAUACAUGCGAGAAAGGUUGAUACAAAUAACACUAUAUUUCUACCUGUGAUGCUUUAUUCAUACUAAUAUUACUAAAGGUUUACAUGCGACAAAGGUUGAUACAGUUAACACUGUAUUUCUACCGGUUAUGUUUUAUUCAUACUAAUAUUACUGAAGGUAUACAUGCGAGAAAGGUUGAUACAGUUAACAUUAUAUUUCUACCUGUGACGCUUUAUUCAUACUCAUAUUACUGGACAUGAAUCUCUUUAUUGUGAUGUCAAUAAAAAGUGAAAAA